Molecule: messenger RNA, 2663 nt
Organism: Myotis lucifugus (little brown bat)
Lineage: Eukaryota; Metazoa; Chordata; Mammalia; Chiroptera; Vespertilionidae
Gene: FMO3
Product: flavin containing monooxygenase 3
Exons: 7
Coding region: 858-2030 (390 amino acids)
Molecular function (GO): flavin adenine dinucleotide binding; N,N-dimethylaniline monooxygenase activity; NADP binding
Source: RefSeq, a predicted model, not a curated record
UUGCUGUUGAAGAGUUUGCUGAGCACCAUAUAGUCAAUUAAGUAGGCUAAAAGCUGCAGCCUCCUUUGGAUGAGAGAGAGAGAGAGAGAGAGAGAGAGAGAGAGAGAGAGAGAGAGAGAGAGUGUUUAACAUAAGUGUCAGAUCAGAAUCACUGCUCUGAUUGAAAAAAGAAAGAAAACCCUAUGGGACUGAAAAAACAGAGCUGAUACUGGGGGUUAUUAGAAUAAGAGGACUAAGGUUGACAGUGGCCCACUCUGAGCCAGGGGCUAUGGCUUUCUUUCCAGAUCUUACAGAGACCUGUUCAUUUUUUUCAUGGGUCUUUGGGAGGUUUUAUUAUUUUCUUUUACAUAUUAAAAAGCUUUCAGUCAUCGGAGCACUGAAUGUCCACUAAGGGCCACAGCAUUCUUGUUUUCCUUUUGAAGCUUUGUUCUUCUUCCAGGAACAUGUAGAAGAAGACAGAGCCAGCAUUUACCCGUCUGUAUUCACCAACUCUUCCAAGGAGAUGAUGUGCUUUCCGGACUUCCCGUACCCUGAGGAUUACCCCAACUUCAUGCACCAUGGCAAGCUCCAGGAAUACAUAAGGACAUUUGCUGAAAAGAAGAAUCUUUUAAAAUAUAUACAGUUUGAGGUAUGAGCCUUGUAACUUGUGCUGUUGACAUCAAAAUGUGUAUGGGUUAGAGAGAAAGCAAGGGCACAGCACUCACCUAGAGAAAUCAGAGCCAAAUGGUUGGACACCGCCCCCACUGGAGACCCUGGUUACUAGUGUAAAGAAAUGUCCCAGCUUCUUAGUUACUGGCCAAUGGGAAGUUGUUUCAGAAAAGAACGGGAAGCAGGAAUCAACUAUUUUUGAUGCUGUAAUGGUUUGUUCCGGACAUCACGUGUACCCCAAUCUGCCAAAUGAUUCUCUUCCUGGCCUAGACCAGUUUCAGGGCCACUACCUCCACAGCCGGGAGUACAAGGGCCCAGAAGCCUUCAAGGGGAAGAGGGUCCUUGUGAUUGGCCUGGGGAACUCGGGAUGUGACAUUGCUGUGGAGCUCAGUCGUCUGGCUACACAGGUCAUGAUCAGCACCAGAAGCGGUUCCUGGGUCAUGAGCCGGGUUUGGGAGGACGGCUAUCCUUGGGACAUGGUGUACAUUACCCGGUUUGCAUCCUUUCUCCAGAAUGCCCUUCCUUCAUUCCUCUCUGACUGGCUAUAUGUGAAGAAGAUGAACACAACAUGCUUUAAGCAUGAGAACUACGGCCUGAUGCCUUUAAAUGGUGCCCUGAGGAAAGAGCCUGUGUUCAAUGAUGAGCUCCCAUCACGCAUCCUGUGUGGCACACUGUCCAUCAAGCCUGGUGUGAAGGAGUUCACAGAGACCUCAGCCGUGUUUGAGGAUGGGACCGUGUUUGAGGCCAUUGACUCUGUCAUCUUUGCGACAGGCUAUGCAUACGCCUACCCCUUCCUUGAUGACUCCAUCAUCAAGAGCAGAAACAAUGAGGUCACCUUGUUUAAAGGCAUCUUCCCCCCAAUGAUGGAGAAGCCAACCUUGGCCGUGAUUGGCUUUGUCCAGUCCCUUGGGGCUGCCAUCCCCACAGCGGACCAGCAAGCCCGCUGGGCUGCUAAAGUGUUUGCAAACUCAUGUACCCUGCCAACUACAAAGGAAAUGAUGGAUGAUAUUGAUAUGAAAAUGGGGAAGAAACUCAAGUGGUUUGGACAAAGCCAGACUUUGCAGACAGAUUACGUCACAUACAUGGACGAGCUGGGCUCCUUCAUAGGGGCCAAGCCUAACAUACCAUGGCUCUUCCUGACUGACCCCCAGCUGGCGCUGCAGGUGUUCUUUGGUCCUUGUAGCCCAUAUCAGUUUCGACUUAUGGGACCAGGAAAGUGGGAGGGGGCCAGAAAGGCCAUCUUGACCCAAUGGGACCGGACAGUAAAGCCAAUCAGGACAAGAGCCGUCAGUGAAGCUCACAGACCACAACCUUUUUACAACUUGUUUAAAAGUCUUUUAUUUCCACUGCUUCUUCUACCUCUUUUGCUUGCACUUUAUUAAUGAGAGAGUUCUUGGGUCUCAAAGUUCAGCCUAGAAGUUCAAUUACUGAUAUGCCUAUACAUGUACACGUAUAAAAUCUCAUACCUGUUCUUUCCCUUCCCGUAGAUGUAAAAAUGAAUUCUGGCCCAUUUGACUCUAAGUCCAAAUAAUGAAAAAUACUCAGCAUCUCCUUUUUCAUGAGAAUCUAGACUCUAAAAGGCUGAAUUGGCAAGUUUAGAGAUGCUCGAGGUAAAGAAGAUGGGACAGUAAAUGGGAGGACAGCUUUGUAGGCUGGACAAACUUUAAUAAACGUUUUAAAGGGUGUUUUGUCAUGGGGAGAAUUGACAUCACAACUAUGUUGAGUCUUCCAACCUAUGACACACUAUAUAUUUCCAUUUAUUUAGAUCUUCUUUAAUUUCUCAGUAGUAUUUUAUAGUUUUUAGUGUAUAAGUCUUACCCAUCCUGUUUCAGAUUUAUCCUAAGUAUAUCAUGGGAUGUUAUUAUAAAUAGCAGUUUAACUUUUUAAUUUGCUACUGUUUAUUGCUAACAUAUAGAAAUGCAAUUAUCUGUUCUAUGAACUUUUAUGUAGAUUCCAUAAUACUUUCUACAUAGAUGAUCAUCUCUAAAAAUAAAGAUACCUUUUGUUCCCUCCCA